AUGGAACUCCACAUCAAUGAAUCCAAAAAGAAUCCUGGCGCUCUCCUAUUCGACCCUCUCACCAAAGAAUCCCUCUACCGCAUCACAAACUCUCACAAACAUACCCUCGUAACACGACCUAACCCAACCGGAGGAACAGAAGAAGAGAAGGUGGCAGAUAUCGAGUGGUCCAUCUUGGGGACGACGCAGUUGACCUCGAGUAUUGUGGGCGACGGUAAGCCUGCACCAGCAAAAACGAUCAUCGAAAGCAAGAGAUUGGGCAGACAUUAUAUUUUCUCAGGUCCUGAUGGACGAUCGUACCGCUGGAAGGAGAAGACUUCUGGCGGAUACAAACUCACGACGAAUGACGACGCCAAAAACCUCAUCGCAGAAUACAAAGAAAAGAAGCAAACCUUAUUCUGCUCGAUGAAACGUCCCGCUCAGCUAGUAAUCAUGCCUUCUGGCACGUAUAUGAUGGACAUGGUGGUGCUAACGUUCGCGUAUGUGGAUAGAAGGAACACGAGAGGGAAAGAAAUGGGGGAGGGAAUCGGCGUCCUGGGAGAAGUGGUCGGGGCGGUUGUUGGCGCUUGAUUUUGCAAGGUGCCGAGUUUUGGUCGUCUGUCCGCGUCCUGGGCUGUAUAUUCGUACGGUCUUUAUUCACUAUCUUUAUACCCUAUGCC
Messenger RNA from Stereum hirsutum FP-91666 SS1, 659 nucleotides. RefSeq lists its product as uncharacterized. Bases 1 to 570 code for a protein of 189 amino acids. The transcript has 3 exons. Lineage: Eukaryota; Fungi; Basidiomycota; Agaricomycetes; Russulales; Stereaceae. The record is from RefSeq and is a predicted model, not a curated record.